GUAAAAGAUCAUGUCAUUAUAUUUAAAGAAACAGACACCAUCAGUUGCUCAACCUAUACCAGUUGUACAAAACAAUGGAAAUUUUACAUACAAUGACCGCCAAAUUGUUCAUCAAGUUGAAACUACUAUUCAACAUUGGCAAUUACGUAACUUGAUUUCUAGUCCUUCUUCUCAUAUUGUUGCCUUACCUCGUCAUAAUACUAUUCAAUUCUACAACACUAAAACAAAAGAAAUUGUCAAAACACUUGAUUUACCUUUUGCACCCAUGUCUAUAGAUACAAGAUAUGAUCAUGUUGCAGUUGCAGGUCCUAGAGGCUUGGCUUUGGUACGAUCCAUGGAUGAUAGUUGGUCUUCUGAUGUAUUCAACAUUGGACCAGGAAUGAAUAACGCUAUUGGAUUAUCAAAAAUCGAUCAAGAUGUUCGAGUUACUAUUUGCAAUAACGAUCAUACCAUUCACAUCUAUUCCAUUCCAUCUAUGAAACGCAUCACCGUGUUGGAAUUACCUUCUGCCGUCAAUCAUACUUCUGUUAGUAUGGAUGGAAAAUUCAUGUUGGCUACAAGUGAUACUGGUGAUGUAUAUCAAUAUUCUAUUCAUGGUGAUCAAUACGAACUAGAAUCAACAUAUAAAGUAUCCAAUGAACCAUGUUUAGGCUGUGCAUGGAAUUCUUCUUCUACUAUGUUUGCUGUUACAAGUCAGGAUGGUCAAGUUAAUGUAUUUGAUGUUGUCACUCAAAAAAAAUUGUGUCAACUAGUGUCAUCGGAGACAAGAAAAACUAGGAAGGCAGCUAGAUGCGUCGCUUUUAGCAAAGGACCAUUGGAUUUGAUGAUUUAUAGUGAACACGUGUCACAAGUGAAUAUUGUUGAUACCAGAACUUUUGAUCGUCGGCAAAUCAUUCGUUUAGCCCCAUUGGAUAUGGAUGCUCAUAUUGCUGGCAUUACUUUUUCCCCUGAUUAUCGUUCCAUUUUCGUUGCCCUGGAAGAUAAUUUGACUGAAUUGAAAUUGGAUUUAGCUAGUCGUCGUCAAUUUCCUAGUGCUACCCCACUUUCCAUCUUUUGAAAAACAACAACGAAGAAAAAAGAAAAAAGAAAAAAAAGCAUUAUUAUCAAUCUGUCAUUUUUCAAGCAUAGUAUCAUUUUCAUCUAAACAUUU
Halteromyces radiatus is the source of this 1150-nucleotide messenger RNA. RefSeq names its product WD40-repeat-containing domain protein. The transcript has 8 exons. The coding region runs from base 11 to 1057 and encodes 348 amino acids. The record is from RefSeq and is a predicted model, not a curated record. Lineage: Eukaryota; Fungi; Mucoromycota; Mucoromycetes; Mucorales; Cunninghamellaceae. Gene Ontology annotation, molecular function: protein binding.